UGGGCUUUUGAGCGUUUUGCAGAGACCAAGAGAUUGGAGACGUAAUGUCGUCAGGAGGAGGAAGAGGAAGUAGGGCGAUGGUGUCAGUUGCCGCCGGCGACUUGCAAGUGGUAGCGACGUCGGAGAAGCCGCCUCGUCCUCCGUCUUCGUCGUCACUUUCUUCGUCAUCCAAUGCACUGGUAGAGUACACUCCGCCAGCUCCUAACCCCGAGGAGGAGGAUCUCGAGGUCAAGCUCCGCCGUAUCAUCGACUGCGUCCCCGUUCGUGUUAGUAACACCUCCGGUAGCUCUGCAGGUUCUGGCUCCGGUGACUUCCACCAGUAUCGGCAAAUGAGACGUAAAGAGCAAGAUCGACUUGCGAGGAUGGAUGUGGACCACCAAAAAAGAAAAGAAAUAGCAGAAUUUAAUAUGAGGAGGGAAGAAAGAUUAAAAGCUGCGGAGGAGCGCACAGCAAAGAAACGAAUGAAACGCCAAAAGAAAAAACAGAGAAAGAAAGAGAAGAAGACCAAAGUAAAUGAUGGGGGAGCAGAACAUAAGAAGGACGAAUCCUCAGAUGAUGAUGCAGAUUCAAAUGAUGAAGUUGACAUGUAAUUAACAUUUGAUUCACAGCGGUGCUUCCAUUUUUUUGGGGGGGGGGGGUGUGUCUUUGGAGGCAUGGCUGAAAAAUGAGCUCUUUAGCCUGGAGAAAGCAAGGGACGCUUUGUUAUUGGGGGUUAUGACAUGUAUGAUGCUAGAAAAAUUUUUGUGAACUAACCCUUGAGAUAGAGCACUUGGACAGAGAAUUUCUAACUACAGUAGAACCUUCCGUCACCAGGUGAAGUUCUGCGGAAUGAAAGAAACCAGGAGUGAACUGCGUUGUAGCAAAGUGUAUCUUGAAAAUAUGACUUCCAUCCUGUGCAUAACUAAAUUAAUUUGUGUGCUACGGCUGAGAUCUUGACUUGCCUUUUAA
Coffea eugenioides is the source of this 948-nucleotide messenger RNA. Its product is annotated as PRKR-interacting protein 1. Gene Ontology annotation, biological process: negative regulation of protein kinase activity. The transcript has 2 exons. The record is from RefSeq and is a predicted model, not a curated record. NCBI's taxonomy places the organism in Eukaryota, Viridiplantae, Streptophyta, Magnoliopsida, Gentianales, Rubiaceae. Bases 45 to 590 code for a protein of 181 amino acids. Gene Ontology annotation, cellular component: nucleolus. Gene Ontology annotation, molecular function: protein kinase binding; double-stranded RNA binding; protein kinase inhibitor activity.